This is a messenger RNA of Empidonax traillii (willow flycatcher), 1470 nucleotides long. Its product is annotated as serpin B6-like. Gene Ontology annotation, molecular function: serine-type endopeptidase inhibitor activity. The record is from RefSeq and is a predicted model, not a curated record. Gene Ontology annotation, cellular component: cytoplasm. The transcript is spliced from 7 exons. Gene Ontology annotation, biological process: negative regulation of endopeptidase activity. Bases 116 to 1255 code for a protein of 379 amino acids. NCBI's taxonomy places the organism in Eukaryota, Metazoa, Chordata, Aves, Passeriformes, Tyrannidae.
GACAACUCAUUCUGGUGACUUCUCCCAGCCCAGCUGUUUUAAACACAGCGUGCACACGUCGGAGUAAGCUGCAGGUACUGCUGAAGAUCUAUAGACUUAGAGAAGGUAAGAAACCAUGGAAAGCCUCUGUGCAGCAAAUACCACUUUUGCCCUGGACCUCUUAAGAAAAUUGUGUGAGAAGAAAAGUGGGCAGAAUCUGUUCUUUUCCCCUUUUAGUAUUUCUUCUGCUUUGUCUAUGGUUUUGCUGGGUUCAAAAGGUAACACCGAAGCCCAAAUAACAAAGGUGCUUUCUCUGAAGAAAUCUGAGGAUGCUCACAAUGGGUAUCAAGCCCUUCUCUCUCAAAUUAACGAUCCAAACACCAAAUACAUCCUGAGAACUGCAAACCGGCUUUAUGGGGAAAAGACGUUUGAGUUUCUCUCAUCAUUUAUAGAGUCGAGUCAGAAAUCCUACCAUGCUGGACUGGAACCGACUGACUUCAUACAUGCGUGGGAGGAUUCCAGAAAACAAAUAAAUGGCUGGGUAGAGGAAAGGACUGAAGGUAAAAUUCAGAACCUGUUGGCAGAGGGGGUUCUUGAUUCCCUGACCAGACUUGUGUUGGUGAAUGCCAUCUAUUUCAAAGGCAACUGGGAAAAGCAGUUCAACAAAGAGAGAACCACAGAAAUGCCAUUUCAGAUCAACAAGAAGGAGACCAAGCCUGUGCAGAUGAUGUUCAAGAAGGAUACAUUUAACAUGACCUAUAUUGGGGACUUCCAGACCAAAAUCCUUGAGCUGCCCUAUGUCGGUAAUGAACUCAGCAUGAUCAUCCUGCUCCCUGAUGCCAUCCAGGAUGGAUCCACGGGCUUGGAAAGACUGGAAAGAGAACUUACAUAUGAGAAGCUGAUAGAUUGGAUCAAUCCUGAAAUGAUGGACUCAACGGAGGUGAGGGUGUCUUUACCUAGAUUUAAGCUGGAAGAAAAUUAUGACCUGAAACCCAUUCUGAGCAGCAUGGGAAUGCCUGAUGCAUUUGACUUGGGGAAAGCAGACUUCUCGGGAAUCUCAUCUGGAAACGAGCUGGUGCUCUCUGAAGUGGUUCACAAGUCCUUUGUGGAAGUCAACGAAGAAGGCACUGAAGCAGCUGCUGCCACAGCUGCAAUAAUGAUGAUGCGCUGUGCAAUGAUUGUUCCAGAUUUCACUGCUGAUCAUCCCUUCCUCUUCUUCAUCCGGCACAACAAAUCUUCCAGCAUUUUGUUCUGUGGCAGGUUUUGCUCUCCCUAAAGAGGAAGUGUCUUUGCACGAUAGGCACCAUUACACAAUAAAGAUUUCUUGAGAAUAGGGCAACUCCUUUUGCACUAAUUGUCUCUUUGAGCUGUGCCUGAACCCUCUUCUGUGGUCUUGAUCUCAGGCUUGGCAAGAAUAACAGAGCUGCUUAGACCUGCACAGCAAGUGCCGUGUAAAACACCUCUCUCCCUGUGCAAGUGGGUGCAGAGGUC